Molecule: messenger RNA, 1568 nt
Organism: Aspergillus nidulans FGSC A4
Lineage: Eukaryota; Fungi; Ascomycota; Eurotiomycetes; Eurotiales; Aspergillaceae
Product: putative MFS pantothenate transporter
Exons: 3
Coding region: 186-1568 (460 amino acids)
Biological process (GO): transmembrane transport
Cellular component (GO): plasma membrane
Molecular function (GO): transmembrane transporter activity
Source: RefSeq, a predicted model, not a curated record
CGAGAGCUCUGAAGAUCGUCGUUUAUCAAUGCCGAGGUGGUAUUGUUGUUGCAUCAUCCAAUCUUGGACUUCCCAGCGAGUGGAAUGAUGUUCUUAUUCCUCGAUCAACAGGAGGCGAUAUAUCCCUCCAAUUCCACUGCAACCACCAACGCCUUGAACGUAGCCUAACCGUCUUGAUAUCCAAAAUGUGGUGGGCGAAGGACCCAGAGACAAAGCUACUCGUCAAGAUCGAUUGGUUUAUCUUGUCUUUCUGCUGCGUGACUUAUUUCUUCAACUAUCUGGAUCGCUCCAACCUGACCAACGCGUAUGUAAGUGGCAUGGAGGAAGAGCUCUCCUUCCGGGGCAAUCAGUUGAAUCAAAUAAACACUGUUUUCACUGUCGGCUAUAUACUCGGUCAAAUCCCCUCUAAUCUGGCGCUGACCUACUUGCGUCCACGCAUAUUUUUCCCUGCUAUGAUUCUCUGCUGGGGUUGUCUAACAAUGGUCACCGCGGCUGUCCACAACCCACAAGGCAUAAUGGCGAUACGCUUUUUCCUAGGAGUGGCCGAAGCAAGCACUUUCAGUGGCACUCAUUUUAUACUCGGGUCAUGGUAUACCGAGCGUGAACUAGGCAAAAGGAGCGGGAUCUUUACUGCAAGCGGGCUCGCGGGCCAAAUGUUCGGUGGUUUCAUCCAAACUGGGAUCCAUUCGUCGUUAGAUGGUGCUGCAGGGCUGUCCGGCUGGAGAUGGCUUUUCAUAAUUGAUGGCCUGAUAACCCUUCCUGUUGCAUUGUACGGAGCUUUCUUGUUUCCUGAUACUCCAGCCACAACCCAAGCUCCAUACCUUACAUCCUCAGAGCGAGCUUUGGCCGUGUCCCGAUUGCCGGUAGCGAAGCAUGCCCCGAUAUUUAACCGAACAUUCCUGAAAAACCUAUUCAAGACCUGGUAUUGGUGGGCGUUUGUCAUUCUUUGGGUGAUUGCAGGCGAGACGGAGUCAUUCUCGUCCAAUUCUUUGUUGGCACUUUACAUGAAGUCGCACCCCACAAACCAUUACUCCAUUGCCCAGCUUAACAACUACCCUACUGGCGUGCCCGCUGUUGGAAUUGUCUCUACACUGUUCUGGGCGACGCUUACUGAUUUUUGGGGGGGUAAGCGGUAUAUUGUGGGUUAUUUUAUCGGCAUUACUGGCAUCAUCACGCCGAUACUUAUUCUGACUCGGUUUGACUCAACCGCUACAGUCUUUGGUGCAUACUAUUGGGCCGGAGCCGUUUAUGCUUGCCAAGCAACCUUUUUCGCAUGGUGUAAUGAUGCGAUGAGGAUGCAGGAGGAACGGCAUCGUUCUGUUGUGAUUGCUAGCAUGAAUCUGGGCAACAAUGCUGUCAAUGCUUGGUGGAGCAUUCUGUUCUACUCGGCAGAUCUGGCGCCGCGAUUCACCCGCGGGAUGUAUGCAAUGAUCGGUUGUUCAGUAGCAUUGAUUAUUUGGGUUACAGCUAUCCUCUUGAAGACUUUACAGGAGGACAAGGCCUCUUCAAGGCUCCAAUCUCCAGCAGUGCCGACAGAAACGGGCAGGGAUGUCGAGAAGUCCACCUGA